AUGACAUCAAAUAGUGUCAAGUUCAUCAAUGCAUUAUCAAGAGACGCACGGAAACUACCGAUAACAUUGUUGAUUGAUUUCUUUCGAGCAACUAUGCAACAAUGGUGGUGCCAAUUUGGAGCUGAAAGCAAAAAAGAUGUCACUGAGUAUGCCGGGAAGGUCAUCGACAGGAGGAUCAACAAAUCCGCUGCUUUUCAGGUAUACCAGAUUUAUCAAAGCAAAUAUGAGGUGACUGACCAAAUGAAAAAUGGUAUAGUAAACUUGGAAAGCCGUUAUUGCACGUGUGUGAAAUGGAAAUUGUCAGGUAUACCUUGUACUCAUGCUAUGGCGGUAUUCAAGGAACUAAGAUAUCAACAUUGCAGUGCAUAG
Messenger RNA from Lactuca sativa (garden lettuce), 369 nucleotides. RefSeq lists its product as uncharacterized. The record is from RefSeq and is a predicted model, not a curated record. Lineage: Eukaryota; Viridiplantae; Streptophyta; Magnoliopsida; Asterales; Asteraceae. Gene Ontology annotation, molecular function: zinc ion binding.